CACACAACUAACCAAAGUUUCAACUUUCAAUUGCGUUUGUUAUCUUCAUAUUCUAACGUAGUUUGAUGGUAGUUUGAACUUAAGAGGAUUGUGUUGCAUUCAGAGUUUGCCGGAAUUUUAUUUUCUAUGAUAAAUUGGAGUUAGACAUUGAGCAUUCUUUCUGGUGUGUGAAGAAUUUGUUGUGUUCAAGUGCUAGCUGGUGCUAGAUUUUAGCCAGAGAGUUUAAGGGAACACCCAGUUUCUUUCACACCUCUUGUCAACAAUCUUGCCAGCUGAGCAAUUAGUCUGUCGUGCUUUGUCCUUAGAUUGAAGAUGGAGGACGUCUGCAACUUACCCUUUGAUCCAAAUGAAAUUUUCAUAGUGGAAACCUUAGAUGUCACAGAAAUACUUACAGACCCUUAUCUGUGUUUGUCAAUCCUUGGACAGGAGAACCCAGAUGAGGUGUUGAAUGGUGACGUGUUGUUGGAAUUGGAGAGCUUCCUGUUUGAUGGCCUUUCAGCAGAGAGUACAACAGGAGAUUUGUAUCAGGAUCCCCCAAAUGUUCAGACGGUCCCUGCAAGUGGACCAAUUGUCAAUAUGGAAUCCCAACUACGUCUUAAGGGCCCUGAAAAUGAUGAAGGAACCCUUCAAAUGGAUGGCUUUGGCCAAGAGCAACGUGCGAAAGCUGGAUUGUAUGAUGAAGCUAUAGCGGCCAACAAAGAGUAUUGUGCUGCGUUGAUAAAGUUCCGAGAAGAACUUAACGAGAGAAAAUCGCUGUUAGAAAAACGACAUCGCUUAUUGAAAGAAGAGAUUUGGCGUCUGAAAACAAAUGCUGGGGAAAAGACAAGAAAGGGAGAUGUCAUGAAACAACUGAGCUUUUCUAAUUUUGGAUAUCCUUAUUUUAAGGAUAAGGAUGGUAAACCUCUACCAGUAUACGAAGAAGCUCUACGUUUGAACAAAAUUCUUCGUUUUGAGCCAUCUUUCUACACCCCUAAGCCGAAAAUGCUUCCAAAACAAGAAGAAAAAUUGAACGAAGUCCUCUUGAGGCAUUUAAUACGAAUCGCCUUAAACAAACUGACGAGUGAAAGAGAGAACGUGAGGAUUAUUUUGACGGAGAAGGCGGCUAAAGGGUUCCCGCACAAAACUUUAUCGAACAAACUUGAAAGUUUUGAUAAACAGAUCAAAGAAGUAAAUGUGAACCCAAAAAAAUGGUUUAAAGAUCCAGCUGUGUUUAAUCUAAUCGACUGGAAGGAGAUCGCCUCGGAGGUGUUCCCACAUCAAAUUGGCUACGAUGGAGUGUUCGUUAGGAGAUGGUGGAUGGGGAAACUAGAUCCUAGCUUCAAGAGGGGUCAGCUUACGGCCAAGGAAAUCGAUUGUUUGAAGAAAAUUACUAAAGACUAUCCUGAAGAUCAAUAUAUGGACUUUCAAGCCAUAGCGACACAAAUAUCUACGGAAACAAAAGUAAGAAAACGACAUGUUUUUCAACUGUUCAAGUAUUACCAGACGAGGUUGAACGGAAAAAACCGCAAAUUUCGUUGGACUAAGGCGGAAGAGGAACGUUUGUGUGUUCUCCAGAAGGAAAUGGAUCCCAACAUACUCAGACAAGAAAAGUGUAAAAGGCUUCGCUCGGCUUUUCCUGGGAGGUCUGUCUCUCAAAUGGAGACAAAACUCCGCAGACUUUCCCCAACACCUGCCAAGUCACCGUCCAGAUGUCUUCCCGCUGCAAUCAAAUCAGUUGUAACCCCGUCGAAAACACCACGUGGGCGUCCGAAAAAGCCCGAAAAGUCAGCUAUGCAUCUGCAGAUCGCCAAGUUGUGCUCUCUCUACAAAUCCAUCCAUCGGGGAAACCGCCGUAAAACAUCGCUCCCAGGCGACGGACGUCGUAAUGGAUUGAUAUUAAGUGCCAUCCAACGACUGUUGCCAUUGAAAACCGAUCAAUGGAAAAUCCCCCGCGAGGCCAGCGAAUUGGUGGCAGCUGGAGUUGCCGAGAAGGAUCUUGGAGCUGUUGAGGUUAUGCUCAGUUUUCCGGAGUCCAAUCUUAAUUCGAAGAUCAGUUUUCCGCCCAAUUUGGCCUCUCUUACUGGUUUAAGAGGACUAAUGAUCAGUCUAGAGAGCACAAGUCAGUCUGUUGAUGUGGAAAUUGAACAAGGAAUCUCUGAGACGGAAGUAAACGAAAUCUGCUGCUUGGGAGAUCCAGUUGAGGAUCAAAAAGUGCUGUUUGCACUUGAUAAGUGCUUUGGAUCAUGGACCAGACCGUUUCUGGAUAUCGAGGCUCCUGUUGAUGAAAAAAAGUGAAGAGUCCAAGAAUAGAUUCUAAGGCUUUGACUAAGUCUGGUCAAAUAGCAGCCCGCGAAGGACGCGACUCGUAUUUUGUAUAAAUUUUCGUAUGUAUUUACGUCUGUAAAUUUUUUUCUUUUUCAAAAUUCUUGAAACUGAUAACUGUUUUCAUAAUUUUAAAAACCCUUGUCUAGUGCAUGGUCAAAAUUGAUUUCUUAAACAUAAAAAUUUAUUUUUUUUUACAUUCUAGUUUUAUCUUAUUAGCUACUUUAAUACUUCACUUAUACAAAGGUCUUCUUGAAUAGCCUACUCGAUAAAAUCAUAGUCCUAUUAAACUAGAUUUUAUCCCCGCA
Molecule: messenger RNA, 2609 nt
Organism: Daphnia pulex (common water flea)
Lineage: Eukaryota; Metazoa; Arthropoda; Branchiopoda; Diplostraca; Daphniidae
Exons: 8
Coding region: 313-2274 (653 amino acids)
Source: RefSeq, a predicted model, not a curated record